ACACAUAACUCGUCGUGAAGUUCAGCGUUAUUAAAAUACACGAUGGUGAUGUUUAUGUUUUUUUGUUAGCAUGUUUUAAUCGGUGGUUUCGUUUAUAUAGAUUAGUAGGUACUGUGUCUUUAAAGGAAAGUCUACUCGAUCACGACAUCACUCUAUUGCCUUUGCCUCGCCAUGUGGAUCGUUUAAAGAGAUUUAGCGAACAGGGCAUCGCUGCUUUAUAUGAAAAUGACUAGCCUUGCCGCUAAAGAUGCGUACCUACAAAAACUAGGAAGCAAAGUGUGUGCCGAGCAGAAACAACAACUACGCAAAAGGCCAUUUGUUCCGUACAGGGGCGGGGAGGCAGGCCAGCCCAAGACGAAAAAGAAGAGCAGACAGAAACCUCUGAGAGGGAAGAAGUUUGACUUGCAAGGGAAGCUGCUGCCGCCGUCUGCUGCCUCAACCGCAGUGAAAGCAGGGGAGAAAGUGGCAGCCAAGCCUGCACAGAAUGGAGCUCCCACACCUGUACAAAGUGGAGACGCCAAGCCCAGUGCUAAUGGGACGCCAGCAAAAGGUGUAAAGACGGCCCCCAGUUCCUUCUUCGCUGUAGAUAUUUUACGGCAGAGACUGCAUGAGAAAAUCGAGGAGACUCGUGGCCAUGGGAAUGCUAAGGGGCUGUCUGCUGAAGAACUGGAGAGGAAACGCUCAAGGAGGAAGCAGGAAAGAGACCGGAAGAAGCGCAAGAGAAAGGAGAUACGAAGGAAGCAGCUUGCAGAAAAAGAGGCUGGAGAAAUAAAAGCAGAAGAAGAAGAAGAGGACAAAGACCCCCAGAAUACAGCAGGAACGGCCAAGCCGGAGAGCACAUUUGUUUUCAACAAGGUGGACGUGGGGGAUGAGAUCGCCAGCAAGACUCUGCAGAAGAAGCAGAAGAAGAAGAGCGUCAAGGGCAACCUGACGCCGCUCCUCGGAAAGAAUUACAAGCAGCUGCUGAGCCGCGUGGAGGCCAGGAAGGCCAAGCUGGAGGAGCUGAGGGGCAAAGACGAGGGCAAAGCCAAGGAGAUGGAGGAGAAGAUCAAGUGGACCAACGUGCUGUACAAAGCAGAGGGGCUGAAGAUCAAGGACAACGAGGAGCUGCUGCGGGCCUCCCUGAAGAGGAAGGAGAAGAGCAAGGCGACAAAGAAGCAGCGCUGGGGUGAGCGCACGGAGCACGUGCUGGAGAAGAUGCAGCACCGGCAGGACAAGCGGAGGCGCAACAUCCAGAAACAGAAGCAGAGCAAGAGCGAGAAGCGCAAGGACAAGGCGCGCAAAAAGGGCAGGGUGCUGCCUGAGGAUCUGAAGAAGGCAAUAUGAGAGCAGGAGCGGGGGGGGGGGGCAUAACGCUGGAUUGUAUGUUUUAUAUGUAUGUAUCAUACAUUUUUGGAAAGGUUGAUUCUUUUUUCCCCCUUUGUGUAACAAUCAGUAUUCAAAGUCAUGUAGGGUUGAUUGCCCCAGUCUGAAAAAAAAGAGUUUCAUGCUAAACUAGGAUGAGUUAAUCUGGGAUUAUGUUUUAAUCUGGGAUUACAGACUCUUUAACCUUGGGUUCAUUUUAAACAAGGAUUAAAUAUAAAACCAUUUUAAAGUUUUGUGCAACAUGAUUCAAAUAUAGUCCUUGCUUUAAUCUGGGUUAGUGGUUAACGGUGGUGCAGUUGGAUUUAAAACUACCUGCAUUUAGUUUAAGAACAUGCAUCAGAUAAUAUAUGAAAAGGACUGGGAUCCAGUGUAUCUGUGCAUGACCUCAGGCAUUGUUUAAAUAAUAUCAAUAAAAUCUUGCAGA
Polyodon spathula (Mississippi paddlefish) is the source of this 1789-nucleotide messenger RNA. It is a transcript of the gene surf6, whose product is annotated as surfeit 6. NCBI's taxonomy places the organism in Eukaryota, Metazoa, Chordata, Actinopteri, Acipenseriformes, Polyodontidae. Gene Ontology annotation, cellular component: nucleolus. Gene Ontology annotation, molecular function: DNA binding; RNA binding. Gene Ontology annotation, biological process: ribosomal small subunit biogenesis; ribosomal large subunit biogenesis. The record is from RefSeq and is a predicted model, not a curated record. The coding region runs from base 220 to 1326 and encodes 368 amino acids. The transcript is spliced from 5 exons.